This is a messenger RNA of Actinia tenebrosa (Australian red waratah sea anemone), 2350 nucleotides long. Its product is annotated as 5-hydroxytryptamine receptor 7. Gene Ontology annotation, biological process: G protein-coupled receptor signaling pathway, coupled to cyclic nucleotide second messenger; chemical synaptic transmission. Gene Ontology annotation, cellular component: dendrite; plasma membrane. Lineage: Eukaryota; Metazoa; Cnidaria; Anthozoa; Actiniaria; Actiniidae. The record is from RefSeq and is a predicted model, not a curated record. Gene Ontology annotation, molecular function: G protein-coupled serotonin receptor activity; neurotransmitter receptor activity.
CAGGUGGACCAGUUGGAAUUUAUAUCACUAGCUUCCAGCGCUUGAUCUAAAUUGGCUUUGAUGAGAUCAGGUCUAAGCUUGUCAAAGUUUGCCUUUUUGUAGUUGUAUAAACUUGACGUCAAAAGUUCUUUUUCCUAGAUCCUUUGACGUUGAUCUUGAAGUUGAUUGCUAGAUGGUCUGUGUCUACGGUUGACUCGAAACACUCUGGAGUACAAAAAAGUUCGGGGAAAUUGGUUGCCACUAAAUCAAGGGUAUUACCAUGUUUGUGAGUAGCAGUAUCUACUACCUGAGUCAGCGAGAAAUCGUCCAAGAUGUCACAGAACCGAUUCUAUAAUUCGCAGGAAGAAGAGUUCAAGCGCCAGUUAAUACCGGGGAAUUAAAAGUCCCCAAGAAGUAGAAGAUGACUAAAGCCACUUGAAUCAAGGGAGAUGAAAGGAGGUGAAUCUAAAGCUGGUUACAGUCGACGUCGAAGCUGAGAGAACGGUGGAAGACAGCAUUGGCUGCACAGCCAUUCCUCUGUCGAAAGACCAAGUUGAAUAAGUUCUUCAUUGGGAAUGUGCUGACAGUUCGAGUGGAACCACGACGAGCAACGGUCACAGAAGACUGACUCUUGAUUUGAUCUACAUGGUUGAAAGUGCCGCAUGGAAAAUUAGAUCUUGAAUUUUGGCAAGAAAAACGACCUGUUACAAAUACAUUGUGUCCUAUUUGGCUUUCAAGACUAAAAUCUACAUCAGGUUUACAUUUGACCUGCUUGGAACCUUUUUGCCAAUUGUUGUGUCUAAUACUUGAGUCAAGGAACAACAUGUCCAAAAGUAUAUGGGAGGCAUAGGUUAUCGAUGACCUGAAGUUGCUCCGAUAAUCAGUGUCGAUAGCACGCUCCACAUACACAGCCGACAAAAAGGACCAAUCGAUUCUUUUACAGUCAAGAUAUUUAACGUUACGUCCGUAGUUUCUUGCCUUCCAAUUGUGUCAAGCCGAAGUUAGGCGACAUUUGCUACAAAUGAAAUAUAUGAUUGGCCUGGACUUCGGUGUUAAAGUUGAGCAUACUGGAACGAGUUAUGAGACAGAGUAUAAAUAACUGCUGUGCAUCGAUUGGGUUUAGUGUCAAAUCCUGACCAGCUUACUAUCAGCACUUCCUUAAUUUGAAGAAGGCGUAGUCAAGGAAGAUUCUAGAAAAAUGAACAACAAUACGACAAGCAGCAACAAUUCCGUGAUAAUAUUAGGAAACCCAUCUUUGGUUUUCCAUGAAUUUCACGUCAAUUUAACAGAGCGAUGCAUUGGAAUAACAUUCACUAUGAUUCUCAUGCUUUUGACUCUCUUUGYCAACAUUUUGGUCUGUUGUGCCCUAACAAAAGGCAAACAAUCGUUCAAUACUUCGUACGCCUUCAUCAUGAACCUCUGCGUUGCAAAUGUCGUAAUAGCAAUAUUCAGUAUGCCUUGGUGGGUGAUGGUGGAACUAUUCGGGUCAUAUCAAGUCUUUCAUAUGCUUGGACCUGAUAUUUUUCUGUUCUUUUUAUUCAUUGACAUUCUUGGUGGCGUUGCAUCGAUCAUGAGUUUGACUGUAAUAAGUGUGGCUCGUUGGUUGACUGUGAGCCAUCCUCUAAGUUGGAUGGCUGUUUUGUCCUUCAAGAGGUGUAUUUACAUCAUUGCGGGCGUAUGGCUUUAUGGUGUUAUCGUAGCUACUUUAAAGUUUGUGAAAUGGUCACAAGCACAAACUUAUUCUUUAAUCGUCUUCGCCGUUGGAUUUGCCUUGCCUUUCACUGUGUUGGCCUUGGCAUACGGAAGAAUGCUCUUAGUGGCAAAAUACCAACAGAUACACAAAACCACCAAAUCAUGGCAGACCAAAUAUGUUAAAUCUAGCGAGAAAGUCAAAAUGACAAGGUCAAUUGAAUGGGAAACGAAAUUUAAAAGGAACUUCAAAGGCAGCAGGACAAUGGCGAUAGUAACAGGAACAUUUCUGAUAUCAUGGCUUCCUUUUUUUGUCAUCAGUUUGUCGUACAGUGUCAACCCCAACAUAGACUUAAAAGCAGCUCUAGCCGCUAAGUGGCUUGGGUAUUCCAACGCGCUAAUUAGUCCCUUGGUAUAUACUCUUCUAGAUAAAAGACUUAAGAGAGCAGUCAUGCGGUUGAUUCGUAAACUUAAGCACCGGUUUUGUGAGCGCUCAUGGUUUAUUAGAGUUUUUAAAGGCGGAGCUAGCUAGAUGAGUUUGGAUUCUUGCCAAACCUUUAAUCUUCCUAAUAAACACUUUCAUGGGGUGGGGGGACAGUAUAAUCCCAUGCUGCACUGAAGGGCUGCGUUUAUAUUGUGAAAAAUUGGAACAAAACGAAUAGAAAACGGACUUCAUUUUAUA